AUGAGAGAGACUGUGGUCUCCAAGCCUCCCCAUGGCGCAUCGGCAAUCUCGACAACACACUCUAAUGUCGAGCUCAAGAAACACACAAGGACGCCUGAAUGGAUCUUCCGCAACGAUCAGGACGUUUCACUAUUGUCCUCCAACAAUGGAAUCUCUGAAUCGGAUUUCGUCCAUCGAGUUCCUUCCAUACAGUCCCUAGAAAUGGCUCAUUUUAAUUUCUCGCAUAUUCGAGGACUCGAACAUUUCUGGAAUCUCACGUCCUUGUGUUUAAUGACUCAAGAUAUCGAGGAAAUUAAUGGCCUGGACUCACUGUCCAACUUGCAGAGUUUAUGGAUUUGUGAGACUCCAGUAUCUAGGAUUUCUGGACUUGAUCGUUGUGUGAAGCUUGAACGGCUGUUUCUAUACGAGAAUCAAAUCAAGAAGAUUGAAGGGUUGGAUUCGUUAGUCAAACUGCAAACUUUGUGGUUGUCAGACAACAAAAUCACAACGAUUGAGAAUUUGGAUUCUUUGGUAAAUCUCAAAGAGCUUCAGCUGAGCGGUAACUUGAUUCGUCAUAUUGGUCAUUCGCUAGAUGGCAAUGUGAAUCUUCAGCAACUGAACCUAGCAGGAAACAGAUUACAGUCCUUCCCCGAAAUCUUGAAUCUCGUACAUCUCCCAUCCUUGACAUCUUUAGCACUAGCCGAUCCAAACUAUGCAGAAAACCCAGUCUGCACAUUAUGUAACUACCAAACCAACAUUCUUUACCACUUUCCAAAUAUUCUUCGUCUGGAUUCACAUCGCAUAACCGCUGAGGCUCGUAAAGCAGUAGCAGCAACGGUACUAAAGAAACGCAUGUUUUACAAUAUGUGUGCCCAAACCAUUCGAAGGAACACUGCUAUACUACAUGCGGCCACUGAAGAUGUUUAUGCACCAACAAUUCGAGCCAAAGAAUCUAUAUUGCAACGACAGUUAUAUCGCAAGAAAUGUCUGUUGAGGCAUCUAGACGAUUUGAAAUGGGACAACGUGGUGUUGUCUAGACCUGGAACGUCUUCACCGCUCCAUAUCGUCUUGACUGCUGGAUGUCGACAACUGGAAUCUCUGAUACAAAAGGCUUCAAAGCAGAUACAAGAAGCGAAAGAGGCUCGUCAGCGGUGUCUGGAUUUUGUAUCGUUCCAAGCAGAUCAUCUAGUCAAGAGAUCCCAAAUUGAAUUGGAAAUGGGUGGGAAUGUCAGAUUUGAAGAUGUGUCUGGCUGUGCUGAUGAUGUGGAACGUGCUUCUGGAUUGAUCAAAAAGUUUCUGGCUAUUGGUCGUGGCAGUGAGUCAGCACCUCUUCAUAUCAAUCGCUUCAUUAAAGUACAUAAUCGAGCAGUUCAGGCUCGUCAUAAGGCGAAAAUGUCAGGCAAACUGAAUACAGCAGAACCCAUGCAUCUCUGCCUCGAAAUAACAGAUUCCCAAGUCUUUGAUUUGGCCGAAGAAGGUCUAUCCUUCAAAUCAAAAUCAGACUUGAUGACCGACCCAAUCACAAACUUUCUUCAGCCAACUCUAAAUUCCAAUAAUGGAAUUCGAUACUGCUGUCUCAUCCAAACAACUGUCGAAAACAUGGUCUGGACUUCCCCUUCUCAUGUCCAAUCUCUAUUACAAAAGCACCAAGAAUCAUCAUCGAAUGUUUCUUGCUACUACUACGAUGUACCCAACGUUGCCAAACCACCAGCAUCGUCCAGUCUACCACCACAACGAGGAUUUGUGUUUACAGAUUUGGAUUUAGUUUUGCCUGUUUAUCUGGUUGAAUUCUCAACUGGAAGUGGUUUGCAUGUGAAUGAAUAUGAGGCUUUGGAAGGUCAUAUUCGAGCUAUUGCUUCAUCUUCGAAACUGGCAUUGUCGGAACCACCCAGUCUGCGUCGUAUUCAAUCACCUCCAGAUCUGAUGAUGGAUGAUGUCAAGAUUGAAUCACACCCAGAGGUUGAUGUUGCUGAACGAUCUGUUGUUAAUACGCCGAUGAGAAUGGAUAAUGACACAUUAAGACGUCUCCCCACCUCAGCAACCCACCUAAACAUUGCCACAUCAUCAAUACCACCUCGUUUCGGUGACUCGAUAUCACAUCUCAUCCAUUUGCGAUCUCUCUCUAUAUCUCAUUGUGCAAUAGCACGAAUCCCAGCUGAUUUAACCUUGCUUCCCUCAUUGGAAAGUCUUGAUAUCUCAUUCAACAUAUUGUCAUCUUUGAAUGGUAUCAGGGCACUAUCUAAAUUGACAAGAUUAGAUGCUUGUGCAAACAAGUUUGCAUCUAUUGAAUCGGUCGUUGAACUGAAGGAUUGUGAGACCUUAAUGGAUCUUGAUGUGAGAUUUAAUCCUGUGUGCAAUUUGCCUGGACUUGAGAGUUGGUUGAUCUCGGGUAUUAGUGCUCUACAAUGCCUAAAUAACAGAGUUGUGGAUGCUGAAGAGCGAAUCAUUCGCUCAAACCCAGUCGCCCUAUUGAGCACACAUGCGUCACCACAAGCUUGUCUAUUCAGACCGUUAUCCAUUCGAACCAUUUCCGGACCUGGUGCUUCCUCAAGACUCCAAGCUCAGACAACCAACACUCUCUCCAAUUCGAAGCUCAACUCUUCAGCAACCUUACGGAUCGAUACCAUCACUAUCCUCGAAUUGGAUCACGUCAAUCUAGUAGAUUUAUCACUACUUCCCACAGGACUGCAAGCCAACUUGCGCUGGUUAUCACUACGAAAGAAUGGAUUGACCAACAUUGCCAAAUUAGCUUCAUUUACUGCAUUAGAAGAAGUCUGUGUACAUGGCAAUGCUAUUCAAUCUAUUGAUUGCUUAGCUGCACUGCCACGACUAUCGAGAUUGGAAGCUGGGUGUAAUCAGAUUGCUAGUUUGGAUGCCUCUGGGUGGAAGACUGUGUCGUUUAUGGGUUUGGAGUGUAAUCGUUUGAAGGAUUUUAAGACGGUUGCUACCAUGUCGUCAUUGUUGGAGUUAUACGUAGCAAACAAUGAUGUGGAAGAUUUACACAAUGUCUUCCCACUCAAAGAACUACCACGUCUAAUUGUAUUGGAUUUAGCUGGAAAUGCAGCCGCCUUACAAUCCGGCUACCGUCUCUUCUCAAUCUUCCACCUCCCACGCCUCAAAAUCUUGGACGGAAGCACCAUAACACCCGUAGAAGCUUCAGCAGCACGUGAAGCCCACCAAGGCCGUCUCACAUGUGAACUACUAGCCGAGCGUGUAGGCCGGAACGUGCCCUUUAAAUCACUGGCCGAACUAGACCUUCCCAACUGUCGUCUCAAAGACGUUGAAUGCUUCUUACGUUCUCCUGCCAACGAAUUCCGGUCACUACGACGCUUGAAUUUGGAAGGCAACUACCUAGUCAAUGCUGAUGCUUUACGAUCUCUGCCCUCAUUACGAGUCCUGAAUUUGGCACAAAAUCGAAUUGAUCGUUUGUUUUCAACUGAUCCGCCUGGUGCUCUUGUGGACGAUACGUGGAUGUCUGCUAGUAGUUCAGAUGCACAGUGGGGCAGUAAUGUGUGGCCGGCUCUGGAAGAGCUGCAUCUUUCGAAUAAUAUUGUUAAUGCUAUUUCGGAUUUGGGGUUGAGGAGAAUUGUUGGGUUGAGAAUUUUGACCUUGCAGUGUAAUCGGAUUACCAAGAUUGAUGGAUUAGAACGACUACCCAAUUUGGUGGAACUGAAUAUGGAGAGCAAUCAGAUUCGUCAUGUUAUUAAUGAUGCUUUUAUUGGUUGCUCUUCAUUGAAAUAUUUAAAUGUCAAAGAAAACAGAUUACGAACGCUGCAAAACUUUGAAAAUCUGCCCUUCCUCAAAGUGUUGAAUGUUGGAUGUAAUCGUAUUCAGGAUACAUUGGAUUUCGAUAAACUUCAAGCACCAAGUUUGCGGGAAGUCAUCUUACAAGGCAAUCCAGUCCUCCGACGCCCAUCUCAUCGAUUAGCGCUGAUUGCUCGACUACCCUUUGUGGAGAUUAUCGACAAGCGCGAAGUUAUUGAAGAAGAAAGACGACGAGCAGAGGUAUUCGGACUUGAACAAACCGCACCUGCAAACAUCCCUGCUCUACCUCAAGCCUCGACAUCUCUUUCAAUCCUACCUAAAUUCCCAUCUCGUCCAACUAUCGUGGUUCUUGAUGGUAGUGAAAUGAAGGUGAAUGGUAGCUCAAAUUUCGGAUUUUCACUGGGACGUGCACCGCUGGUCGUCACUGCAAGCACCAAGUCUUGCGAAGAAGUGAUCUUACAAGACAAGUUUGUUCAUCCGCGCCCAUCUCACCGACCAACUUUGAUUGAUCGGCUACCUCUGUCGAGAUUAUCGACAAGUGUCAAGGGAUUGAAGAAGAACAACGAAGAGUGA
Molecule: messenger RNA, 4317 nt
Organism: Synchytrium microbalum
Lineage: Eukaryota; Fungi; Chytridiomycota; Chytridiomycetes; Synchytriales; Synchytriaceae
Exons: 14
Coding region: 1-4317 (1438 amino acids)
Molecular function (GO): protein binding
Source: RefSeq, a predicted model, not a curated record